This is a messenger RNA of Aspergillus bombycis, 1002 nucleotides long. RefSeq lists its product as uncharacterized. The transcript has 2 exons. The record is from RefSeq and is a predicted model, not a curated record. Bases 1 to 1002 code for a protein of 333 amino acids. Lineage: Eukaryota; Fungi; Ascomycota; Eurotiomycetes; Eurotiales; Aspergillaceae.
AUGCGUCUUCCAACCCUCUUCGCGGCCUGUUUCUGGCUCAUCAGCUGUGUUGCUACGUCGCCUCCCAGUCCGGACGAUGCCACUCCAAAAGGGAAUCAUGACGAACCUCGCCAGCCUUUCCCUAUUGCAUCCGGUCAUGAAAUCCAUCUUCCAUGCCACUCGUCCUCAAUUUGCGGCAGCAGCCCUACUGACAACUCCAGAUCAGACAAAUACCUCGCAUUGGCAAUCUCCACUGAGAAAGACUCACUAUUGGUGAACAACAACACCAUUCUGCCAGCUCGCCUCCCGAUGCGUCUGACCGCUACCAAACACUCGCGAUCACAGGAGACAGGAUCCGAAACACUAACUCUGCGCUACGGGAUGAACAUACUCCCCGUCCAACGAUUCCAAACCGGCCCCAUAGCCGACCAGUUUCGCCUGGAUAUCAUCCUGUUCGACGAGUCCGGACAUCCAACAGAUGCCAACAUGAUCUCCGUCGGUCUUUCCCGUGAUGGUCAAGGUGCUCUACGAAUCACAAUGAUUACAAUAAAUCCGAGUCCCGAAGCCUCCAAGUGCCAAGGCAAUGACUCCCCGAGGCAUGGUCACUCAACGCCUUCGGACCCAUCACCUCCGACAAAGCAUGCAGAUCGGAGUCAUGGCUCCGAGUCCAAGUCCCAGCUUCACAAAUGGCUCGAUGCUGGUCGGAGGUUCGGUGGGAAGACUUACGGAUCGUUCACGUCGGCGUUUAAACCGCGGCCUUGUAAGGCGCAUUGUUCCGACCGGUACUCGUAUCUACGCACUAGCCACGGACAUCAUCGGACGCCUUUAGUGGAUACCCUGCGCGUCUUUUACCCGGCUAUCCUCCCGUUCUGCCUUGGGGUCGUGGCGGGUGGUGCUAUUUGUCUGAUUGGGGUUAUGGUGCGUAAGUCUGCUGCUUACUGGUCUUGUGGGAAGAGAUGCGAAAGGGGGCGGGAACGUUCCGGUCCUCGGAAUGAAGGGGUCACUGCAAUAGAGAAGUCGUAG